AGCUUCAUACCCGCAACUUAUUUGCACUAUGCACUACAUACCUUGAUGACGUCAUUCUUCUCUUUUUUUUAAGCCUACUAUGCUUCCAUUUCCAACCUACUACUGCUGCUGCUGCUGCACCUCCAACCAACGAGACCGAUCGUUUGGCUUUGCUCAAAAUCAAAGAAUUGAUAGCCAUUAACCCAUUUCACAGCUUGAGCUCUUGGAAUGAUUCUAUCCACUUCUGCAGAUGGCAGGGAAUUACAUGCGGCCGUAAGCAUCAAAGAGUCACGGCCUUGUACCUGCCUGGCUAUGCCUUGGGUGGAUCCAUAUCACCUUACAUGGCCAACCUCAGCUUUCUCAGGGUGGUCAACCUCCGAGACAACUUCUUACACGGCGAAAUUCCACAAGAAGUUACUCAUUUGUUCCGCCUGCAAAAUCUCAAUCUUAGCAAUAACGUGUUAACAGGAAAAGUUCCAAGCAACUUCACCAACUGCCCUGAACUCAGAGUCAUGGACUUCAAAAGGAACAAGCUUACUGGGAAUAUUCCAAUUGAGCUGGGCUCUUUGAAGAAGCUUGUCAGGCUUCAGUUUUACCAAAAUAAUUUGACAGGAGGCAUCCCACCUUCUCUGGGAAAUGCUUCUUCACUCCGAGCACUCGAAAUGUCGUUUAAUAAUUUUGUGGGAAAUAUUCCAAAUGAGAUAGGCCAUUUGAAGAGUUUGUUUUUCUUCGGAGCUGGGAGCAAUAAUCUGUCCGGUACGAUCCCUUUUGCCCUUUACAAUAUAUCAACUAUGAUCAUCAUCUCAAUUGCUGCUAACCGACUUAACGGCACUCUUCCAGCCAACAUAGGCCUCACUCUCCCUAUUCUCCAAUAUUUGUCCAUCAAUUCUAAUCAAUUCUCUGGUCCAAUCCCAGUUUCAAUAUCCAACGCUUCUUGGCUUGAAUUUCUUGAUCUCUCCAGAAACAAUUUCGUGGGAAAAGUUCCAACUGAUCUAGGAAACCUCUUAUAUGUCCAGAUACUAGGUGUUGGUGCAAAUAAUCUUGGAAGUAAUUCAACCAAGGAUUUGGAUUUCUUAACAUCUUUGGGAAACUGCACCAACCUGGUAGAGCUAGCUUUUGCUGACAACAAUUUUGGAGGUAGUUUUCCUAACUCUAUAGGAAAUUUGUCGAAGCAACUUAGUGCUUUAUAUAUGGGUGCCAAUCAAAUAUUUGGUACUAUUCCUGAAGCAUUAGAGAAUCUCAUCAAUUUAAGUAUCCUCGACAUGCCGGAAAACCUAUUCACAGGUACCAUUCCCACUUAUUUUGGAAAGUUACAGAAGCUGCAAGAAUUGUCUUUGUUUGGAAACAUAUUGUCGGGGGAUAUACCAUCAUCUCUAGGCAACCUCACUCGAUUGGUCGAUCUUAAUUUAUAUCAGAACAAAUUGGAAGGAAGCAUUCCAUCAAGUUUUGGAAACUGCAAGAGUUUGCAGCUCUUAAAUAUUUCAAAAAAUAACCUUAGCGGAGCCAUACCCGAAACGAGUCUUUCUUCCCAAUUACUAAGACUCGACUUAUCACAAAACUCAUUAACGGGCAUCCUACCUAUGGAAGUAGGCAAUUUGAAAAAUAUUUACUAUUUUGAUGUCUCUGAAAACAAUUUCCUUGGUGAGAUUCCUGAAACCAUUGGAAAUUGCUUGAGUUUGCAGAAUCUUUACUUGCAAGGUAAUUCCUUUGAAGGAAACCUUCCUCCAUCUUUGGCAUCCUUGAAAAACCUUCACUAUGCAAAUCUUUCACAAAACAACUUUUCGGGAAUAAUUCCUAAAGACCUACAGAAAAUUUCUGUUCUACUGUAUUUGAAUCUUUCAUUUAACAAUUUGGUGGGAGAGGUACCAACCGAGGGGGUUUUUCGAAAUACAAGUGGAAUAUCAGUGAUAGGAAAUAAAAAGCUUUGUGGAGGUAUCCCAGAACUAAAACUACAAGCAUGCCAUGUCAAAGUUAUGAAGGAAGGAAAAUCUCAUGUAUUCAAAUUAACUGCCAUAAUUGUUAGUGGGGUUUUAUGUUUUAUUCUAUUUUCAUCAUUUCUUGUCCUUUAUAUGACGAGGAAAUCAAAAAAAGAAUCAUCUUCUACACUCCCCAAAACCAACUUUCUUUCAAAUGUUUCGUACAAGGAGCUUUAUCAAACUACUGAUGGAUUUUCUCCUACCAAUUUAAUUGGAUCUGGUAGUUUUGGCUCCGUAUAUAAAGGAAUUCUUACUCAGGAAAAAAGAAUGGUUGCUGUGAAAGUGUUAAACCUUCAACAAAAAGGAGCAUCCAAGAGUUUCAUGGCUGAAUGCAAUGCGUUAAGAAAUAUACGGCAUCGAAAUCUUGUAAAGAUCUUAACUUGUUGCUCAAGCGUGGACUAUAAAGGCAAUGAAUUCAAAGCACUGGUUUACGAAUUCAUGGCAAAUGGAAACUUAGACAAGUGGCUACACCAUGAUAGAGAGAAUGAAAGUCCACAAAGAUAUUUGAAUCUCCUUCAAAGACUAAAUAUUGCGAUUGAUGUAGCUUCUUCUCUACAUUAUCUGCAUGAUCAUUGUGAAACACCAAUCAUUCAUUGUGAUUUGAAGCCAAGCAAUGUUCUACUUGACGAUGACAUGAUUGCUAAAGUAAGUGAUUUUGGUUUGGCAAGGAUCCUCUUUGCAACAAAUGAUGAUUCUCAAAAUCAAACUAGCACAGUUGGAAUAAAGGGUACUAUUGGUUACGCUGCUCCAGAGUAUGGAAUUGGUGGUGAGGCAUCAGCACAAGGAGAUGUCUAUAGCUAUGGGAUUUUUUUGUUGGAGAUGUUCACAGGAAAGAGACCCACCGACAAAAUGUUUAAAGAUGGUUUCAACCUUCAUAACUUUGUUAAAAUGGCAUCAACAGAAAAACUUGUUCAAGUUGUAGACCCAAAUCUUCUCACAAGAGAAGUGGAAGAUUUAGAAGUGGCAACAGAAGAUGGCUACAACAACGAUGAUCACAAUGAUAUUGAGGCAGUAGAAGAAAGAGUCCUUAUUGAGAACCUAAGCCAUAUGAAUUCUAAUGUGCAAAAGUGCCUACUUUCAAUUUUCAAGAUCAGCCUUGCUUGUUCAUUAGCAGCCCCAAAUGAAAGAAUAAAGAUGGAAGAUGUCACUAGGGAACUACUUCGGAUCAAAACAGAUUUUCUACAAGUCAGGAUCCAUGAAUAAGGACCAAGUAAGGAAACGGAGCUUUGUGAAGAAGUAUGGUUGCAGAAAAGUCUCUUUUGUAAUGCCCAUGUUUUUUUUUUUAGUUGCUUUUUAAAAAUUUGGACACUAAUGACCCGAAUGCUUAUAGUGUGUUGAGCUAGCACGGUUUGGCUGUUUGAGCGCGUAUGUGUUUUGUUGGAAUAAAUCAAACCAGCUUUUGAUCUACA
Messenger RNA from Corylus avellana, 3364 nucleotides. Lineage: Eukaryota; Viridiplantae; Streptophyta; Magnoliopsida; Fagales; Betulaceae. The record is from RefSeq and is a predicted model, not a curated record.